ACAUGUUAUUUGUUUUCUUUUCUCUCUUCAUUCAUUUUAUUUCUUGUUUUCACUUAAAUUGUGACAAUUUAAUUUUAAUGACGAUUCUUUGUUCCAAUGAAUCAGUUUAAUCUAACCAAUUGUCUGGGAUCCAAUGAUUGGUAACAAUUGAUUAUCUUUUCGCUUUUGUUUGGGACUAAAUUGAAUUCCCAAAAUAAGAGUUUGUUUACUUGGAAUUGAUAAUUGUCAUCAUUUUCACCUUCAGGCUCCAUUCAAAGGUCGAUUAAAUUUCCAUAUGAUCUUACAUGAUGUCAGGUCUGUUUGGCUUAAGGAUAUUACAUUGGGGACCUUUACUUGGGCUCUUGAUAAUCAAGUGUAAUACAAUCACAACCUUGUACAUGACUAAUAUGUGGCUUCCGAUGACCAGUUCAUUGAUUGGCCUGGUCAACCAUCUCAUCUUCUUGAGUCUUGUUGGUUUGACGCUCUACCAUUUCUUUUGUGCCAUUUUCCUUGGACCUGGUCAAGUUCCUCCAGGGUGGAAACCGAAAGAUCCUACAGAUACUAAAUUCCUUCAAUUUUGUUCCAUUUGCCAAUCGUACAAAUGUCCUCGUGCUCAUCAUUGUAGAACAUGUAAUAAGUGUAUUCUAAAGAUGGACCAUCAUUGUCCAUGGAUCAACAAUUGUGUCGGUCUUAGGAAUCAUCUCAAUUUCACUCUUUUCCUCUUGUCUGCUGUUCUUGGAGGUUUUCAUUCCGCUCUUCUCCUUUCGAUAGCAAUUUAUCGAGGUUAUCAUGCGACUUGGUACUUUUACCAUGAAGGCUCAGAUUCGGUUGUCCUCCUCACUUUUACAUCUUUCCUUUUCUCAGUAUUUAGUAUUGGACUUGCCAUUGGUGUGAUUAUUGCUGUUGGUGGAUUGUUUUAUGUACAGAUGAAAAUAAUCCUCAAUAAUCGUACAUCGAUUGAAGAUUGGAUUGUAAUUAAAGCCGAAUCUCGUCAUAGAUCAGAAGAGUUCAUUUAUCCCUAUGAUUUGGGUUAUUGGAAUAACUUUAUGCAAGUUUUCAGAAAGAGUAAAUCUCUCGACGGAAUAGACUGGCCUUUACGGGAAGGAUGUCAUCAAUACACUUUAACUUACGAACAGAUUUUACAGAAAAUGGAGAAACGAUCUCGAGCUCGAAAUUACAAAGUGGUUAAUUGUUACAACGGUAAUUGGUUUCCACUAUUCACCCAAGGCUGGCGAACUUGUAUCAAGUUUCCUUUCUCCGAUGAAGCUCGUAUUUCAUUAGACGUUAAUGAUGAAGUAACUGUGACCCGAUGGAAAAAACAUUGGCUCUAUGGGGAAAAGACACAUCCCGUUAAAUUGGGAACAAUUAAACCUCGUGGUUGGUUCCCGAGACGAUGUGUAGUCGAAAUGGUUCAAGAUCUUAAUCAACCACGAGCUGAACCUUUAUUCGAGAAGGUCAAGAAUCUACAAGAUCUACAAAGAAACUCUGGUGAUAAAUUAGUUAAUAGAAAAAUUCAGCGAUAAUUUUUUCCUCUUGAUUUUUAAUAAUUAAUCAUUUCCAUUUUGAAUCUGAUUGAAAUAUCGGUUGUGAAAUUUUUUCCCAUUCAAUCCAAUUUUCUCAAUUCCAAUUAAGUUUAAAUUACUCAUUGAUCACUAAUUUUCCUUUGUGAUUUGUAAAUUAAUUAUACACAUACAGGUAUCAGCGUAUUUAUAUUUUAUAAUUAAAAGAUUGAUAAUAAGAAAUCAACAA
Molecule: messenger RNA, 1728 nt
Organism: Panonychus citri (citrus red mite)
Lineage: Eukaryota; Metazoa; Arthropoda; Arachnida; Trombidiformes; Tetranychidae
Product: palmitoyltransferase ZDHHC6-like
Exons: 4
Coding region: 285-1502 (405 amino acids)
Biological process (GO): protein palmitoylation
Cellular component (GO): Golgi apparatus
Molecular function (GO): palmitoyltransferase activity
Source: RefSeq, a predicted model, not a curated record